AUGUCUCAAUCGACCCCGUCACCAUCGGCUGCCGCCAUGGACGAUGCCUCCGGAGGCAGCAGAGCAUUUGUCAUUAUUGUCACUAUCGGUAGCAUCACGACGAUAUCUCUACGCUUCUGGUCCCGUAGCAUUCAGAGGGCCCCGGAUGGGCUUGGCGGUUCCCAUGUCUCCCGUUUCUGGUGGGAUGACUGGGCUGCAUUAGCUGCCAUGCCCUUUAUUCUCGGCCUAUGCGGCAUAAUAUUUGCCAUGCUGUACCACGGGCUCGGCCGCCAUAUUCAAUUUGUGCCGCCAGACAAGGUUGCCAUUUUUCUGAGACUCCUUUAUGCCCUGUACUACAUGUACAACUUUGGCUUGUUCUUCACCAAGUGCUCAGCACUACUCUUUCUCUCCCGAAUCUUUUCCUGGCACGCGAAUACAAGGUGCUUCAACUACGCCAUUGCCACCACUCACCUCCUCAACGCCGCCUGGCUAUUGGGCGUGACCUUUGGUACCGUCUUCAUGUGCAACCCGGUCGAGAAGGGAUGGAGCCAGCCGCUGAGCUGCGGCCCGACGAGCGCUCUGUGGAUUAGCAGUGCUGUUCCCAGCGCGUGCAUCGACUUUAUCAUCUUGGUCUUGCCGUUGCCGAAAAUCUGGGCCCUGAAAAUGACCCGGGCGCGCAAGGUAGGCGUGACCGGUAUAUUCGUCCUCGGAUACUGGUGA
Molecule: messenger RNA, 699 nt
Organism: Metarhizium brunneum ARSEF 3297
Lineage: Eukaryota; Fungi; Ascomycota; Sordariomycetes; Hypocreales; Clavicipitaceae
Source: RefSeq, a predicted model, not a curated record